AUGGCAUCCGUCAUAGUAGUAGAUAACGAGUUAAAGGACUCUGUUAAGGAAUAUGGUCAAAUCAUUGACGGCAUACAGAAGAGCACCGAAUUCUCCCAAAGUAUUGCUCCAUUUUUAACCAGUGCAGAGAUUACCAACAAGGAAGAAUUAUUGACCAAAAUAAAUGCCGUUUCCACUAGUGAAACAUUCAAGAAGUUCACUGAUAAGGAAUUUGAAGCCAAUUUCUACUUGUUCAUCCACAUCGCUUCCGAAUUAUCCAGUCGCGACCAAGUCUUGGAUAAUGCUGAAUCCCCAGUGAUUAAGACGUUAUUGGAAGUUAACCCAUCCCAGCAACCUUCAUUGAGAGAUAGAAAAUCUAUAAAGUCAACCACCGUGUUGAGUAUCUUGACCAUCAUUUUCAACUUGUUACCAGAAUCAUCAAAGACCAGAAUCUACAUCAUUGACCAAAUCUUAAAUGUGGCAUCUACCUCCGGCAUCGAAUUCAACUUGAUCCAAGACAACAUUGGAUCCAACUUAAUCUCUUGGUUAAAGAAGGCCGGUGCUCAAGAAUCAGAAAUCAGAUCUGUUUUCUGGAGAUUCGUCACCUUGGACAGCAAAUUCACUAACGAAUCUUUACAAUUAAUCAAGACUUUUACUACUGAAUACCAAGUUGGUGCCGAAGAAUUGAACCAACUUGUUCACUUUGCAUUAUCGUCCAAGAUUGUUGACGUUUCCUUCUUGGUCAACAACAAUGUUGCCCAAGCUUUGAACCAACAAACCCCAGUUGCCUCCCUUUUCAAGAAGUACGUUCAUGGAGAAAUUGUUACUGCCUCGGAAGUUCCAGCUGAAUUACCAGCCGAUUUCAUCGUUUACAAAUCCAAGAUCUUGAACUUGGCCAAGUACUUUGCCGACGCUUCAUUAUCCCCAGACCAUGAUGCUAUUGUCUUCAAAUAUAGCGAAAUACCAAACAUUCAAUCAUCCACUGAAUUCGAACAAUUGUUACUUGAAGCUAUCAAGGCUGGUGUCGUUGAAGGUAAAUUGAACCAAGUUGAAGAAGUUUUCUACUUGAGCAGAGUCAACAGACUCAUUAUUGCCGGUGAAGACAACACCAAAGCCUGGGCUGCCGUCAGAGAAACUUUACAACAAUGGAAGAACUCAUUGACUAACAUCAAUGAUGUUGUCAAGGCUGCUAGAGAAAACAUUGUCAACAGUGGAAACUAA
Spathaspora passalidarum NRRL Y-27907 is the source of this 1200-nucleotide messenger RNA. RefSeq lists its product as uncharacterized. The transcript has a single exon. The coding region runs from base 1 to 1200 and encodes 399 amino acids. Gene Ontology annotation, cellular component: eukaryotic translation initiation factor 3 complex. Gene Ontology annotation, biological process: cytoplasmic translational initiation. Lineage: Eukaryota; Fungi; Ascomycota; Pichiomycetes; Serinales; Debaryomycetaceae. The record is from RefSeq and is a predicted model, not a curated record.